AUGUCCUCCGGAUUUGUAUCAGGUGGUACUGCAGAUGCUCCAACUGAGCGCAGUGAUGAAUGGUUAGCCGCUCAACAAGAAAUCGAGGCUAAUAGACAACGAAAAGCUAUCGAAGCUAGACAACAAGAUGGAAAGAGCUUGUUCGAGAUCCUAGAAGCAAAUAAAGCUGCCAAACAAGAUGCAUUCGAAGAAGCCAAUAAACUCAAGAAUCAAUUCCGAUCAUUAGAUGAAGAUGAAAUCGAGUUCUUGGAUUCUGUUCUAGAAAGUACGAGGGCUGAGGAAGAUAGAGUGCGAAAAGAAACUGCGGAGGGGCUAGAGCUAUUUAGAAGACAACAAGAAGAUGCAGACAAGAAGGCGAGAGCAGCAGAUGAUGAUGGAGCACAAACACAAGAUGGUUCGCCGGUGCGGGGGGAUGAAUGGGGCACUACGGGUCGAAAGCGCAAGCGUACGAAGGAUAAGGAAGUACUGAAAGGAGUCAAAGUUAGGAGAGCUUCAUCUUCCGCAGAACAAGCUUCAUCCUCCACAUCUACCAAAGAAAUGUCAACGAAACCUGCGAAAGACGAUUUUGACUCAAUUGCAACGAAUACUAAGCCACCGGCUUCUAAAGAUUCAGCCAAAAUCUCGGACUCAAAGCCUGCAAAGGUAGCACCCAAGCCUGUGGCAGCCAAAAAGCCAUCACCUCCCCCAUCCAACAAAGCACUAGGACUGGUAGAUUAUGGAUCUGACGAGGAUUCUGACUGA
Molecule: messenger RNA, 741 nt
Organism: Botrytis byssoidea
Lineage: Eukaryota; Fungi; Ascomycota; Leotiomycetes; Helotiales; Sclerotiniaceae
Exons: 2
Coding region: 1-741 (246 amino acids)
Cellular component (GO): nucleus
Source: RefSeq, a predicted model, not a curated record